This is a messenger RNA of Eimeria maxima, 723 nucleotides long. RefSeq names its product 50S ribosomal protein L13, putative. Gene Ontology annotation, cellular component: ribosome; mitochondrial large ribosomal subunit. Bases 1 to 723 code for a protein of 240 amino acids. Gene Ontology annotation, molecular function: structural constituent of ribosome; mRNA binding. NCBI's taxonomy places the organism in Eukaryota, Apicomplexa, Conoidasida, Eucoccidiorida, Eimeriidae. The record is from RefSeq and is a predicted model, not a curated record. Gene Ontology annotation, biological process: negative regulation of translation; translation. The transcript has 6 exons.
AUGGAGUGGUUCCGACUGUCCUGCCGGCGUUUGUUCGCCACUUCUUACGCCAAAAGUUCUUAUCAUGAAGGAAGCAUCAAUCCUUUUGCAGAUGUGCAAUGGAUUGCGAGGCCUUUUAUGAAGCGAAAUAUGCCUAGAGAUCAUGUGCUUGCAAAGCCACACCGAAGUUUAAAAGCCGUAACGAUGUUAGAUGAGGAAACCCGUAACCACUGGCACAUUAUUGACGCCAAAGGGAAGAGCGUCGGCGGCUUGGCAGCGCAGAUCUGUCGGCUGCUACAGGGGAAGCACCGCGUGGACUAUUCGCCUUUGAAAGUUUCAGGCGACUCUGUGGUGGUUGUGAACGCAAUUCACGUGAAGUUUUCAGGCCACACAUGGGACACGAAGGUUUACAAAUUUCCGCGGAAGACCCAUCCUGGCGGCCCCAAGGUGUUGACGGCGAAGACAAUAAUGGCGCGCAACCCUUCUAUGAUUCUUAACCUAGCAGUAAAGCGGAUGUUACCAAACAACCGUCUGCGGCAGCUAUUCUACAGGAAGCUGUUUGUCUACCCAGGGGCCAUCCAUCCCCACUGGCAGCUGCCCCAGGUGGUGGUGCCUGCCGUGCCGCCUCCUGAGGCCCCCAACUGUCCCUUCUCCGUAAAGCUAGCUUCUCCAGAAGAAGCGGCCCGAAGAAUUAAAGCACUCAGUGACCUGCAAGCCUCCGUUGUGGCGGAGGUGCACAGCUAG